Bactrocera dorsalis (oriental fruit fly) is the source of this 2140-nucleotide messenger RNA. RefSeq lists its product as uncharacterized. The record is from RefSeq and is a predicted model, not a curated record. Bases 731 to 1282 code for a protein of 183 amino acids. Lineage: Eukaryota; Metazoa; Arthropoda; Insecta; Diptera; Tephritidae. The transcript is spliced from 3 exons.
UUUUUUUUUUUUUUGUUUCGAAAGUGUUAAUUUCUUCGACUAUCAGCUAAUAAAUAAUACAAAUUAAAGCUUAAUAAAAUCACCGAAUAAUAAAACUUCAACAAAUUUCAAGUGUGAAUUAAAUAUUUGCCAUAAAAAUUAAAAUUAUUAUAUGCACAACUUUCGUUUUUGGUGCACAAACUACAAAUUUCUAAAAACAAAUAAAACAAAAAAUCAAUAAAAUUAAAAACAGUCGUAUAAAAAGAAUCAUAAAGAAAGAUAUUCACAUUAAGAUUUUUACGCCGCAUGUAAAUACACAACAUCUGUUCACUCCAUAAAUAUAUAUAUACAUGCAUAUACAUAUAUAAAUCUAUAUACAUCUACCUUAACGGUUCAUCGAAUUCAUUAACCCACCACGUGAGUGAUCGUGCCGCACACUAAAAACACCAGCGCACUCAGACGCUCCACAAAGUCGUUAAAAAAAGAGAGAAGAAGAAGAAGCAGAAAAACCGCAAUUAACCUAAAAUUGCAAUAGGACAAAUUAGCAGUGAAAAGAAAACUAAGCAAAAACAAUUUUAAUUUCUUUUUACAUUUAAUUUGCAAACAAUUCAUAAAAGUGUUUGGUGUAAAAAAAUCUCAAUUGCAACACAGUUAAAGCGCAAGGCAUUGUUGCAGCAAGUGCAAUAAAUUCGUUGCAUACAUUCACCCUAGCCCACCAACACAACCAGCAACAACAACACAGCGCUUAAAUAUGGAUGUCGCUUGGCGUUUUCGUAUCAUGAUCUUCACCGCGUUAGCCUUGAUGUUGUUCGGCGAUUUUUACGGUUAUGGCAGUGUACGCGGCGUACAAUCGGAUACAAAUCAGGCGGCGGCAGCGGCGGCCGCCACCACCGGACCGGGCAAAUUCCAGCAGAGCGACGCGGAUAUUGAAAUUGGCGAAGACACAGAAAUCAAUGAUUUCUCAGCUGUCGCGCUUCAACGCAAACAAACCACGCUCAAAUCUCAAUUAACAGAUGCCAUCAAGGAGUCUUGCCUGCCAAAAAUGCUCUGCGAAAUGUCCGCAAAGCCAGAAUAUAUGCUCACCGAGAAGGAGAAGGAUCUCUUGUACUUAAUAAGAUCCUCAACCAUGUCGCUGGCAAUGAAUGCAGCGCCGAGUAAAUGGCAUUUCGCCGCUCACAUGGGCGAAUUACUUCGGUAUACAGGCGAUGAUAACAGCGGUCCAAUGGGAUGUGCAAAUCUGUGGCCUAAUUGUCCGAUUAGUUCAAAGAAGUUAAUGAAAUUAUCGCAUAAGGUGAAGCUGUAAGAUAAGAUUUAAGCCACCCACACACAAUUGAGUAUUCGAUGAACACUGGGAACACGGGAAAAUCAAAAUUCCCAAAGGCUUACUUACAUAAUGAAUGAGUGUUAAAGUCAAAUGAAAAGAGCGAGCUAAAGAGGGAGAAUAAUUUUAGACUAUAUUUGCAUAUAAGUUUAGAAGAAAAGUCGGAUUAAAUAACUGAGUAAUAUUAGUUUAUUUUAUGGCUUUGUUUUCGAUAUUCCUAAGUAGUAUUUGAUUAUAGGAGUAUGUAUGUAAGUAUGUUGUAUGUAUAGUAUACAGUCUUAAUCAGUAGAUGUUUGGUAGCGCUUGUUUUCAGAAACGCCUUACUAUGUAAUUUUACCAGAAUUCCUAUUUUAAAUGCAUAAUUUCCAAUUUAGGGUCGAAAAGCUCUGAAAAAAUAUUCAAAACUCUCUAAAUUUUGAUAUAAAUUUAUUUCUUAAAUAUUUUCAAACAGCUUACCACUAAAAAUUAGCUAUUAAUUUUAGUUUUAUUUGAGGUUUUAAAAUAGUUAACUUUUGUAAAUAUUUUUCACUUUUACUUAGGUUAAAAAUUUUGAUUUGUAAGCGGCUUAUCCGAACUCUUGAAGUAAAAAAAAAAAUUGUGUGCUUUUUGUCAAUUAAAAGUUGCAUUUUUAAUUAAGUAAUUUUAUAAUACUAUAAGCAUUUUUGUAUUAUUUAACAAUUUCAUUAAAGAUAUUUAAUAAUAUAAUUAAUUUGUUUUUCCUAUUAAAAUACGAUUAAUUACGAUUGUAUAUAAUGCGAUUAUUUCGAGGCACAAGAUGAACAACAAAUUAAUGACAAAAAAAUUAAUAAAUGAAUAAAAUAUAAUUUGAGUAUCUUGAAA